Molecule: messenger RNA, 828 nt
Organism: Penicillium diatomitis
Lineage: Eukaryota; Fungi; Ascomycota; Eurotiomycetes; Eurotiales; Aspergillaceae
Exons: 3
Coding region: 1-828 (275 amino acids)
Source: RefSeq, a predicted model, not a curated record
AUGCAGCUGAAAAUACUCACAUCGCUGGCGGUCGGACAAGCCGGUAUACUUCACCACAUUACCACCAGCCUAAUCGCCUUCGAGCACACCCACGGCAGCCCCCGAAAACCACACACCCUCCUCUUUAUCGGCGGUCUCGGUGAUGGACUUGGGACGGUCGAAUACCUCGAAGACGUGGUCGCUGUCGAGUAUAUCCGCAAAUACAAGGAGCCGCACUAUGGACCUGGAAAAGUUGUGCUGAUGGGUCAUUCAACGGGCAGUCAAGAUGUGAUGCACUAUCUUUAUAGCCCCAAACCCCGGCCAGCGCAUCCGGUAUUGGACAAAUGCUGGGAGCCAGUCCUGCGGACUCCAGUCGACGGAGCUAUCAUGCAAGCUCCCGUCUCUGAUCGCGAGGCAAUUCUGUGGGUGGUCAAAUGUGGCACGGCCAGAGACAGCCCUGCCUCUAUGCGAGAAUUGUACAAGAAGGCGGUCUUUGAUGCCGAGCGAAACACAUACGAAGAGAACGAGUCCGUGGACACGAUCGUACCUCUCUCAGUGACUAGUCGAAUCGGAUACCCGGCCAAUGCACCCGUGAGCAGUCGUCGAUUCCUGAGUCUUGUCAGCCCCAAGAGCCCCGCAGAGCCAUCUGAAGAUGACCUCUUCAGCUCUGAUCUGACAGAUGCACGCCUCAGCGAAACAUUUGGUAGCAUUGGAAGUCGAGGACUGCUGGGCCAAAAAAUGAUGGUCCUGUACUCAGGGCGUGACCAGUCUGUACCUGACUGGGUGGAUAAAGAGGUUCUCCUCGAUCGGUGGGAGAAGGCUUCGAACGGGUGCGGGCGAGAUAUCUAG